ACCAAUCAGGAAAUUACAACUAUGCAGUUUCUGGUACACUUAAAUAGAUAUAAAGACCUUGGACACCAAGCUCUUACUGGCAAAAUUGAAGGCAAACGGGAGACAGGUGUUGACCCAGAUCUCAAGCAACUUACUUGGUGAGCCUAAACAGAUGGGUUACGAACGGGGAAACCUCAGGGUAAUGUAGCAUUUUUGUGACCAUCCGAGCAAAGGAAUGAAUGGAGAAGCAUGGUCCGCAAACGAAGCGGGGUAGACCCAGAGCAACUCACUAAAAUAGCCUAAACGGAUAGGUUACGGGGAAAACUCGGGAUAAUGUAGCCUUUUUGAGAGCAUCCGAGCAAAGGAAUGAAUGGAGAACCGUGAUCGCCGAUGUCUGUCGCAGACUUGGUGGCACUUUGAUGAGGAUGUUGUGAACGCGCGCGCGUGCCGCGCGUGAGGGGCGGAGGAAUGACGCCCAAGCGCGCGGCGGCAACAGGCGAGCGGCGACCGGGCGGGAGGCCCGUCAGCCCAUGCCCGUGGCGACAUCGUCGGCCGAGUCCGCGCGUUUACCUCUCGGCGUGUGUGCGCGGAGAUUGAAAAGACAGAGAGAGAGAUACAGAGAGAAAAGAGAGAGCGAGCGACCUGAAGGAGAGAGGAAGAGGGAAAAGAGAAGAGAGAGAGUUUGCGACUGUUCGUAUCUGCGACCAAGGGGGUGAGAGAGAGAGAGAGUGGGAUAUAAUAUAUUUAUAGAUAGAGAGAGAAAAGAGAGAGCGACCCGAAGGAGAGAGGAAGAGGAGUAGAGAGAGAGAGAGAGAGUGUUCGCGUCUGUUAGUAGUAUCUCUGCGACCACUGAGGUGGCGGACAUUCGGAUGUUGUGCUGGCGCGUGGACGGACAGGCAUGACCAUGAUUUCUUACGUGUUCCGGAGUGUACACCCCAGAAUUUGAAGUGAAGUCAACCGAAAGCUUCCCUGCUGUUGUGAGCGUUUUGCGGCGUUUUGUGAGCAGCAGCCAGCCUAACACCCUGCUUAUAGCGACCUCAGCUCCGCACGCCCUGCAUACAGCGGCUAGCCAAUCCCCAGCGACUCGCUUGUUGCGGCCAGCCCAGCCAAGCGAUCGCCUUUCAGCAGCAUUGCAGCUGCAGCGUCAGCAGCUCCAGGCGGCAAACUGUGGCUUGCGUUGUGCAUGAUCGCGCAGGCUCUGUCAGCUAGAGACACAGACAGCGCUUUUGUCUUGUUCUAUGUCAAUCCUGCGUGCGCAUUCUCUGUGUUCAUCCUACGUGUCUGACUUUUCAUUGACCAAACAUUGAACCCUUGACUGCCCUCAUACUCACCUCCAUAUCUUCCCUCAGCGUGUGUUAAGGUUUCUCAAGAACUUCGACCACUACCACCAACAGUUUUACUUGAAAGCGCUCCCGUUUUACUCUUUGCCUUUUUUAAUUUAUCAAUACCUCUACUCUUGUUCUCUUGUCUCUUUACAACACCGACUAAGGCGCCCAUUAAUUCUGUGCUCUUUCUCCUUCCGAAAUGUCCUCUAAAAGUGAUUCCGGCAGCGAGGAUGCGAGCAUGUCGAAUGGCGGUCUGUCUUCGGGCGGGAAGAGCGUCAACGGCGGCGGGCUGGAGCAGUACGAGGACGACGUGUGCCGGGACUACAUGAGGAACGUGUGCACGCGCGGCAAGCGCUGCAAGUACCGGCACCCCGUGGUGGAGGACCGCCCCGAGCCGCCCCCGAGGCGGGAUCUCACCUUCUGCCACGACUACCAGAACAACGGCUGUACCAGGCCCUCGUGCAAGUUCCUCCACUGCUCGCGGGAUGAAGAGGAGUACUUUCACCGCACCGGGCUCCUGCCCUCGCGGCUCAACUACGCCAAGACCCUACCGCCCAGCAAUGUACAGAAGGCGGACGUGCCUGUAUGCAGAGACUUUCUCAACGGCGAGUGUAAGCGCGGGUCAAAGUGCAAGUACCGUCACGUGAACGGGGAGUACGAGGCUUCCGAGAAGAGCUCCGGGGAUGGUGGGGACAGACGUCACCACGACCGCUCCUACGACCACGGGCCCGAGGCGAAACGCAGGCGGGCGGAUGACGAUUAUGACAACUGUAGCAGCCACACGCGCGGCGGGGGUCUGAGCUACUCGCUGCUGGAAGAAGAGAACCUCAUGCUCAGACGCAAGCUAGACGAGCUGAAGAAGCAAGUGUCGGACCUGACGGCCAUCAACGAGGUGCUGCUGGAGCAGAACGCGCGCUACCGCGUGAGCAAAGCAGCGACGGCAAUGCAUGUUCCCGGCACCCAGCACUCGCUUUCCGCCAUGGCCAUGGGGGUGGGUGGGGCGGCGGCGGUUUCCCCAGCACACGCGGCCGGAGGUCAGGCCACUAUGGCGGUGGUCAGCCCUAGCCUAACACAGCAGGUGGCGCUCAACAGUGACCUAGCCACGCAGCACGCCCUGCAGACGGCAGCACAGCAGCAGCGCCUGGCCCCGCCCCCUGCCCCAGCGGCCUUGACCCCCACAGUGACCAUCACGCAGAACGUGGCGGCGGCCGGCGCGCUGGGACUGACGCAGUCCAACCUGGCGGUCUCCAUGGCGCCCAUGAACGCGGCACAGCUCCAGGUGGCGCACUCGCUCACACAAAACCUGGGCGCGCCCUCCACCUCGCUCGUCUCAUACCCGAUCAUGUCCCAAAACAUGCGGUCCGCCGUGGAACCCAGCAGCCUCACGCACUAAACCACACGCACCGCGCGCGCGCGCGCACCUGCCCCUGAUGUCACAGCUGCCUUCCGGGGGGACACCAGAGAAGACCGAGGCACGCCGCAACAUGAGUAUACUAUACUGUGUCUGUAUGUGAUCCGGACCUGUAUGCCCGGCCGGCUGUCCGUUGAGUGAGGAAGGCCUGGCGGGCGUUUGACUUUGACUGCUCUGCCUGCGCCCACGACAUCAUGUUGUAGUAGUUCCCUCCACCAUACACGUGCGGACACGCACGGACGUUCACGCAUGCGUGUGUGUACACUCAUACACCUUUUCAAACACUAAUACACCCGUGCGCACACCCACAUCUCUCUCUUUCUCAGUUUGUCUGUCUGUCUGUCUGUCUGUCUGUCUGUCUGUCUGUCUCUCUCUCU
This is a messenger RNA of Aplysia californica (California sea hare), 3092 nucleotides long. RefSeq names its product zinc finger CCCH domain-containing protein 10. NCBI's taxonomy places the organism in Eukaryota, Metazoa, Mollusca, Gastropoda, Aplysiida, Aplysiidae. Bases 1504 to 2697 code for a protein of 397 amino acids. The record is from RefSeq and is a predicted model, not a curated record. The transcript is spliced from 3 exons. Gene Ontology annotation, molecular function: metal ion binding.